AUGGCCGGAGGUCGGUGGCCCUGGCAUGACGGCCGAACUAUUGCCUUAUGGGUUGUCUUUGGGAUAUUGCUUACAAGUUACAUUCUUCAACAAUGGCUGUGUGUCUUCACUACCCCACGGUCUCGAAGCUUCCCUGUGCAUUUAUUGGCGUCACGUACACAGGUUCUCCUCGGCAUCACCACCGCCUCAAAUGUGGCAGUUUGCUUUUUUGUCAUCUACUUUAUCCCCCUAUACUUCCAGUUUGUGCAUGGAGAUGGCGCCCUCCUCGCUGCUGUUCGCCUUCUACCGUUCAUUACCUCAAUGUCUCCACCAGCCUGGCUCGGCCUGCUGUCAAGUUUGGGUAGCGGUCUGCUUAUGGGGUAUAUCAAGACUAGCACGUCGCAGGGUGUCAUCUACGGCAUUCUCGUAUUGCUUGGUUUUGGCAGCGGCUUGACAUUCUCGAUGGGCUUCUCAGUAUCCACGCUCAAGGUCAAGCCCUCGGCCAUUGGCAAUGUCGUUAGCUUCCAAGAUAUCUGUCGGCUAGGAAGUUCUACAAUCGUCCUAGUCAUUGCCGGCCAAGUUUUCCAGAGCCGCGCCACAGCUAACUUUGAACAUGUACUUGCCGGCAAAGGCUUUUCGUCCGCCGACAUCCAAGGCGCUGUUGCUGGUGCUCAGAGCACACUGUUCAAACAACUUGAUGCAAGUUUGAAGUUGGAGGCCAUCAGUGCCAUCACAGAAGCGAUACAGCGGACUUUUGUGCUCACCAUCGUAGGGGCAGCUAUCAUGACAUUGGCCGGAGCGUGUAUGCGAGUUGACAAGAUAUUUGAGGCCCGAUCAACAAGGCUUGAUGAGAGCGAAGCGACGCAACUACCAUUGCCCUAA
Messenger RNA from Trichoderma gamsii, 861 nucleotides. RefSeq lists its product as hypothetical. Gene Ontology annotation, biological process: transmembrane transport. The transcript is spliced from 2 exons. The coding region runs from base 1 to 861 and encodes 286 amino acids. The record is from RefSeq and is a predicted model, not a curated record. Gene Ontology annotation, molecular function: transmembrane transporter activity. Lineage: Eukaryota; Fungi; Ascomycota; Sordariomycetes; Hypocreales; Hypocreaceae.